CAGGGAUUAUCUUCAUGCCAGGGACAACCCAGAUGAAGGCCAAGGACAUUCUCUACCGACUAAAGGAGUCUAAUGCCCAGAGCAUCGUGACCACAGAUGCCCUUGCCCCGGAGGUGGACUCUGUGGCUUCUGAGUGUCCCGCUCUGAAAACCAAGCUCCUGGUGUCUGACCACAGCCGUGAGGGGUGGCUGGACUUCCGAUCUCUGAUUCAAUCAGCAUCCCCAGAUCACACCUGUAUUAAGUCAAAGACCACGGACCCAAUGGUCAUCUUCUUUACCAGUGGCACCACCGGCUUCCCCAAGAUGGCAAAACACAGCCAUGGACUUGCCUUGCGAUACGCCUUCCCUUCCUGCAGGAAAUUACUGCAGCUGAAGGCCUCUGAUGUCCUCUGGUGCCUGUCCGAUCCAGGCUGGAUUGUGGCUAUCAUGGGGACCCUGUUUGAACCAUGGACAGCAGGGUCUACAGUCUUCAUCCAUCAUCUGCCCCAGUUUGACCCUAAGGUCAUUGUGGAGGUAAGAGGACUAAUCUCUCAGUGUCAACAAACUCCUGGAGAAACUCAUGUUUCAGGUUCAAAAGCUGGCCCCUGCUGAGAAGAGUGUGCGUAA
Molecule: messenger RNA, 605 nt
Organism: Myotis brandtii (Brandt's bat)
Lineage: Eukaryota; Metazoa; Chordata; Mammalia; Chiroptera; Vespertilionidae
Product: acyl-coenzyme A synthetase ACSM1, mitochondrial
Exons: 3
Coding region: 15-590 (191 amino acids)
Biological process (GO): acyl-CoA metabolic process; fatty acid biosynthetic process
Cellular component (GO): mitochondrial matrix
Molecular function (GO): fatty acid ligase activity; fatty-acyl-CoA synthase activity
Source: RefSeq, a predicted model, not a curated record